UUCGGGAGCAUUUUGGCUCCAGGGCAGCCGUUGAAGAAGAACAGAAUGUGGAGAUGUGGAAAUUUUUGUGGAGUCCCGAUGCCUACAUAAAAGACGAGCAGCUGCUUGAAGAAAUUUCUAAUUUAAAGGAUUAUCAGCUUUUAACAGAUAGGCGCAAGCUUACGGACGGGAAUGUGAUGUUUCUCGAAAACUGGAGGGAAUUUAAAGAUAAGGCUACUGUCACUCCCCUUGCAAGGAAAAAAUUUGACGAUGCCCUCACUCAGAUACGGAAAGAAGUAGCAAGGUGGGAGGCAGAAGAAAGGGCGAAGCAGAGGGCAGAAGAAGAUGCGAGGCAGGAUACUGAAGAAAAGACAACCAAACUGGAGGGAUUCUACGAGUCUGUGUACGGUGCGAAGUGGGGCCAUGUCUUGGGGUUUUAUGACAAUAAGAUUUUUGAGGACCGAAUGGAGAUACAUGAGGGAAAACCACCGCAGUCAUGGACUUACAAGACGGAAGGUCUAACUUUCGAAAAGGAUGACGGUGUGGAGCAGUUCAGACCGCCACGUCCCAGGCUGAUGGUGCUCACCUCGGACAAGGGAUGGCCGUACUCGUGGAGGGAGAAUAAACCCAUUGUUGACUGUUAUGUGAACUGUGAGGUGGAGCGAGCGUGGCGGAUCGUCAAGGACGAUCUAAAAGGCUUGUCUGGCACUUACGGUGGGUACGGCCCCACGCUUAGGCAGCGUAUCUUGAUUGGAACGCCCGGGAUCGGGAAUUCGAUGAAUGCCGGUUCGUACCUUCUCUACCAGCUGCUGCACUCCAAUGCCGAGAAAAUCCAAGUGGUUGUCCACUGUUUUGGAGAGGAUGAGGCCUACGUCUUUGACAAAACCACCAAGACGGUGACAAAAUACGUGGGUAGUGAAGCAUCCGAGAGUGUUGUGUCGAGUUUGUCGCAGCGUGGGAUGAAAGGGUAUAUAAUCUACGACGUGCCAACGAAUGGGUCACAGCUGCCGAUAAGUUUUUCGCCCUCCACCGGAUGGGGCACGAUUGUGCUGGCAUCCCCAAAGGUAAGGGACAUUCGUGAGUUCGUGCGUCAACGAAUUUCCCGCCAAAUCACCAUGAAUUGCCCCGAAGAGAUGGAUGUGAAGGCGAUGUGUGCAUGGAUGAAGCGCGAUUGGACUCCACAGGGGCAAGAGAAAUACUGGAGGAUGGUCUCCCAUCAAAUGCUUUUUCUGGGGCCGAUUCUGCGUUACAUCUUUGAUGCGAAAGACUUCAGUAAACGAUAUAAUGAACUUGAUCGUGUCUUGAGAUCGAUAAAAUCUCGGGAUGAUGUAGUGUGCGUUACAUAUGAAGCAGUUACGGCAUGGUUUACCGAGAAUCCGUUUCACAAACUCAUGUAUGUUAAACGAGAAAAAGGAAGAUUUGGUGCCGAGGAUUUUAAGACCGACUUAUUAUCUCGUCACCUCGCGGAUCGAGCAGCUUCCUCUGUGCUAAAGAUAAUCCCCUUGAAAAAGCUUUUUGGUUUUUAG
This is a messenger RNA of Trypanosoma cruzi, 1505 nucleotides long. RefSeq names its product retrotransposon hot spot (RHS) protein, putative. NCBI's taxonomy places the organism in Eukaryota, Euglenozoa, Kinetoplastea, Trypanosomatida, Trypanosomatidae. The annotation marks the transcript as partial. The record is from RefSeq and is a predicted model, not a curated record. The transcript has a single exon.